Molecule: messenger RNA, 340 nt
Organism: Scomber scombrus (Atlantic mackerel)
Lineage: Eukaryota; Metazoa; Chordata; Actinopteri; Scombriformes; Scombridae
Gene: tal2
Product: T-cell acute lymphocytic leukemia 2
Exons: 1
Coding region: 1-339 (112 amino acids)
Biological process (GO): regulation of transcription by RNA polymerase II
Molecular function (GO): protein dimerization activity; RNA polymerase II cis-regulatory region sequence-specific DNA binding; DNA-binding transcription factor activity, RNA polymerase II-specific
Source: RefSeq, a predicted model, not a curated record
AUGACCAGGAAGGUGUUCACCAACACGAGGGAGCGCUGGCGCCAGCACAACGUUAACACGGCCUUCGCCGAGCUCCGCAAGCUCAUCCCCACCCAUCCUCCAGAGAAGAAGCUGAGCAAGAACGAGAUCCUGCGCCUGGCCAUGCGCUACAUCAACUUUCUGGUGCAGCUGCUGGAGAGCCAGAGCGGUCAGCCGGCCAGCCACUCCCCCACCGCUCUGCUCACCUUCCUCAGAGGAAACAUGGAGCAACUGCACUCCCCUCCUCACCCGUGGGCCAUGACGAGUGACACCGAGGGUCUGUCACCCGGGUCCAGCUGCGACAGCACAGAGGCCUGGUAGA